UGACAGACGAUUUUUUUAUUUGUGUUUUAGACAUUUUAGAACCAAUUUUAGUACAUUGAAUGACUUGAAUAUCGGCGUACGAUUGAGGAACACAACACAACGAAGAAAGAAACUAAUUGGUGAACAAAGUAUCUAGUGAUUUACUGAAACGAGGACUAAUCGAAUAAUCUUAGAACGCAUUUGGAAAACAUAAUAUCCAUCAUGCUACGCUACAUCGUUCUAGCAUCAAUUUUAGCUAUUGCUUUAGCUGCCGAUGAUCCGUUAUCACAAGAAUUUGUUGAUAAAAUCAAUGCCAAAGCUACAACAUGGAAAGCCGGCCGAAAUUUCGGUCCACACGUAACCAUGAACUACGUUCGCAGCUUGCUUGGCGUUCAUGAAGACUCCUACAAAUUUCGCUUGGAGGAGAAGCCCACUUUGGUUGGAUAUCGAGAUGAUCUUCCCGAACAAUUCGAUGCCCGCGAGAACUGGCCAGAUUGUCCAACCAUUAGAGAAAUUCGUGAUCAAGGCUCAUGUGGUUCGUGCUGGGCGUUCGGUGCUGUCGAAGCAAUGUCGGACCGAGUUUGUGUCCAUUCCAAUGCUACGGUACAUUUCCGAUUCUCGGCCGAUGAUUUAGUUUCGUGUUGCCAUACUUGCGGAUUUGGUUGCAAUGGUGGAUUCCCGGGAAUGGCUUGGAGAUACUGGGUGCACAAUGGUAUCGUCAGCGGUGGAAAUUUCGGCUCAUCACAGGGAUGUCGUCCGUACGAGAUCGCCCCGUGUGAACAUCACGUGAAUGGAACCCGUCCACCGUGCAAUGGAGAAGAGGGAAAUACCCCAAAAUGUGUGCACACUUGCCAAGAGUCGUAUACCAAAUCGUAUAAAGACGACAAACAUUACGGUAAAUCGUCGUACUCCGUCAAACGGAACGAAGCGGACAUUCGCAGGGAAAUCUUCCAAAAUGGACCAGUUGAAGGCGCUUUUACUGUUUAUGAAGAUUUAAUUAACUACAAAGAAGGCGUUUAUCAACAUGUCGAAGGAAAAAUGUUAGGAGGUCAUGCCAUUCGUAUAUUAGGUUGGGGCACUGAAAACGAUACUCCUUACUGGUUGAUUGCCAACAGUUGGAAUACGGACUGGGGAAACAAUGGAUUUUUCAAAAUACUCCGUGGUCAGGAUCACUGCGGCAUUGAGGGACAAAUCUCGGCCGGAAUACCAAAGUAAAAAUGUAAAAAAUAAGUAAAUCGAUGCAACCAAGAUCAGUGAUCUUUUAUUGCUGAAGUUGUGGUGCAUCGGAGGGCCUAAAUUGUUAUUAAAAUAACUUUUUUGUUACACACACACACUCCUCACAGCAUACCAAUAAAUUUUUGAUCAUUUUUACA
Bradysia coprophila is the source of this 1352-nucleotide messenger RNA. It is a transcript of the gene CtsB, whose product is annotated as Cathepsin B. Gene Ontology annotation, biological process: proteolysis; regulation of catalytic activity. Gene Ontology annotation, molecular function: cysteine-type endopeptidase activity. The record is from RefSeq and is a predicted model, not a curated record. NCBI's taxonomy places the organism in Eukaryota, Metazoa, Arthropoda, Insecta, Diptera, Sciaridae.